AUGAGCACCUUCCAGCGAGAGACAUUAAUGGAAAAUAGAAACCUUCUUCGGAUUCGAGAGAAGGAGAGACGCAACCAAGAAGCUCACCCAGAGAAACAGGCGUUUGCUGAAAAGAAGCCCCUGUUUGGAGAGCCCUACAAGACUACCAAAAGCGAUGAGUUGUCACGUAAGAUACAGAAGAUACUAGGAGACUACGACGAUGUCAAGGCGCACUUGAGCCAUAUGUCUUGGCCUCAUUGUCCAGAUGGUUCCGAAGACAGCUGGGGGGAGCCAAAAUAUCCUUUAUUUCAUGACAGGGAGAGCCUUGCAUCCAACAACUUCUGCAUGAACAUCUCCCACGAGCCUAUUCGUACUUCUUCUGACCCUGGAUCAACUUUUGUUGGUAACAUUGGCCACAGUUCAAACGUGGCACCACCAAAGAUGGAGCCAUUGCCAAGACUCCAGGCCAAAAACUAUGGUUCACCGGACAAACAGCAUCUGACUCAAGAUCGCCUCAGUCAGGAGGGGCACUCCUCCAACAACAGAAAGUGUGACCACAGAGCUGAUGGUGAAUCAGCCCCGGGGAAAACACUCUCACCCUUAAUCUCCCCUGUGUCCUAUUUGUCACCUGUACAUUCCAGACCGCAAGGAACCAGCAAGGUUUACAGCAGCAGUAGCCCCAGCGACAAAAGCUACUGUGCAGACAAGUCUUCCAAGGACCUGAAGGUCAAGGUUCAAGAUAACGAGACUCCGCUUGACAGUUUAGUGGUAGGUACCAGACUUGGGGUGGCCUCUUCUCAAACGUUUCCACCCCCUCCUCUCCCCUCAGAAAGUGUUGCUAUGCAGCAGAAGCCCGUGACAUAUAUCUGGCCCACUGAUGGUCAGAAUCAGGCUCCCAGUGAGUCCUCGGAGCAGAAGCAGCCACUGGAAUUCAAUGGUCAGCAGAGCUUCGAAAAACUGGAUGUAAAAGUGCCAGCCAAAGCCAAACUCACCAGACUGAAGAUACCUUCACAGUCGGUGGAGCAGUUGUUCUUCAAUGAAGUUCGCUGCAUUGAAGAGAUUCUGAAGGAAAUGACCAAUUCGUGGCUUCCUCCUCUGACAGCCAGGCACACCCCCAGUAAGAACAACGCAUCCAGAUCUCCUUUCCCCACUAAGGAGCCUCUGCCCAAUAGUUCUGCAACCCAAAGCCAAAAUCAAUACGAUCCGCAUUCCAAAACCCAUCCCAAUUCCCAGAAAGGAACAUCCAUACUCUGGGAGGACCUGCAGCUCAGCGACAGUGAAGACAGCGACACUGAACAAGGUGCAGAGAAGCUGCCAUCCCUAUCUGCACCUCCAAGUGCUCCCCAGAAUCUCCGGGAGCCAGUGGUGUCAGCACAUUCCAGUACUGCAGAAACUGAGAGCAGCAGCAGCAGCAGCAGCAGCAGCAGCAGCGGGUCAGACUCAGACUCCAAGACAGACUCUGAGAGUAAGAGCACCUCACGCGAUAGCAAGAAGAGUGAGCCCCUAGAAAUCCCCGCUCCAGAGCCCGAGCCUAGCACAACAAACUCCUUAACCAAAGUGAAGCUACCACCAGUGCCCCUCGAGGCUCGGGGGAGCACUGAGUCUCCAAGCGGGCCCCAAGAAAAUAAGGGUGAAACCCGCAACACUCACCAGCUACACCCUGAGUGCAAAGGCUCUCCCCCGAAGAGUUCCAGCAAAGCCAUCCAAGAUCCCACUGAAGGGCCCCUACCUGAGGAGAGGAGCUGCCAGAAAUCCCCUGCCCAACAGGAGCCCCCACCUCGGCAAACUAUUGGAACCAAACAACCCAGAAAACCUGCCAAGGGCUCUGGCCAGGCAGAGCCCCAGGCCUGCUUGCAGGUGGAAAGUAAACCAGGACCCCCUCCUUCUGACUCCAGAGAACAGACUUCCAAAGACAAACCCAAGGUGAAGGCAAAAGGCAGGGAGCCUAAGCCUGAAGCUCCCAUGCCCAAGCAUCAGGCAGCUGAGCCUGCCCCUAAGGAGAAAAGGAAGCACAAGGGUCCCCAGGCUCCCUCCAAGGUGCCCUCAGGCCCUCAGCCUCCAAAGGACAAAGCUGGGAACAGGAACUCCUUCACUCCACCCCACAGUGGUAGGGGCUGCAGUGGCAGCAGCAGUGGCAGGUCUAGUGACUGCCAACAGACUGCAAAUGUCCAGGGGGAAGGCCAAAAGAGAGACACCGAAUUGCUCUCACCAGGCAGAGACUCUAUACCCCCAAUGAGUUUGGUAGUGAAGAUAAACACAGAUCAUCUCACUCGGAUUCCCCAGCCCCUGGGGAAGGGUGGCAGCCCUAGGAAAGCAGAAGACAAGCAGCCUCCAACAGAUAAGAAGCAGGACUCUGAGAACGGAGACUGCAACAGCUCCAGCAGGCUGAGCAAGAAGAGAAAGGGCAGCGACUCAGAAAAAGACCAUGCCAGAAAGAAAAUCAAAAGGGAGAAUGAUGUCCAGACACACUGUACCUCUUCUUCCUCUUCCCAUAUGGAAUCUUCCAAAACAAAGACUUCCAAACCCUCCUCAGAGUCCUCAAGAACAGAAAUGCCUUCUCUGCCACCCGUGUCAACCUCUUACUCUUCCCAGAAGUCAACCAAAGCUGCACACAAGAGGCCAAAGCCAGACGUAGACACCUGUGGUCAGGACCCUCCCCAAAGUGACAGCCGUGCCAAAGACAGUGACAAUGACUCUUCUGUCCCCACGCACAGGAAAGUGCCGAAAGUGCAGGCCAAGGGCUCGGAAUACAAAGGGUCUUCUAGAGAAGCCACAGACGCCUUCCUAGUGCCUUCUUUGCCAAACGGGAACUGUAAACCAGGGAAGCCACAAGUGACAUCUUACAGGCAGCAAGCUGACUUUCACAUGAAGGAAGCCAUAAGGUUAAGGUAUAAAGCAGGGGCAAUGACCAACAAGAUCAGAAAGGCCUUCAAGUAUUUGGAAGCCGUCCUGUCUUUAAUUGAGUGUGGGAUGGCCACGGAGUCAGAAAGCUCAGCAAAUUCAGCGUACACUGUCUACUCAGAAACUGCAGACCUCAUUAAGUUCACGAUGUCAUUAAAAUCCUUCUCGGAUGCCACGGUGCCAGCACAAGAAAAGAUAUUUGCUGUUUUAUGUUUACGUUGCGAGUCACUGGUGAACAUGGCGAUGUUUCGCUGUAAAAAGGACAUAGUAACGAAGUACUCUCACUCCCUUAGUGACCACUUCAAAAAUUCUUCCAGUGUAACCCAGGAAUGCACAGCUAUUCCGUCCACUCUCUCCCCAGUGCCUUCUCCUGCCAGAUAUGUCGGGACCCAGUCAAGUGCUGGUGGGAUGACGGCCACCGUCAGUGUCCCAGUCACCAUCCAGAACAUGACCUCUGCCUAUUUCACCAUCACAAGCCACAUCCUUCAAGCCUUUGAACUCUGGGAACAGUCAGAGGCCCUUACAAAGAAGAAUAAAGAAUUCUUUGCUCAGCUCAGCACAAAGGUGCAAAUCUUGACCCUCAACAGCAGCCUGGUGGACCUGGUGCACUACACAAGACAAGGUCUGCAGCAGCUGAGACAAACACUCCAAACUCCCUAA
Messenger RNA from Arvicola amphibius (Eurasian water vole), 3540 nucleotides. RefSeq names its product AF4/FMR2 family member 1-like. The record is from RefSeq and is a predicted model, not a curated record. The coding region runs from base 1 to 3540 and encodes 1179 amino acids. NCBI's taxonomy places the organism in Eukaryota, Metazoa, Chordata, Mammalia, Rodentia, Cricetidae. Gene Ontology annotation, cellular component: nucleus; super elongation complex. Gene Ontology annotation, biological process: regulation of gene expression. The transcript is spliced from 2 exons.